AUGGAUGCUCUGAGAGCCAAGACCCGUUGGCUGCACCGCCGCCGGUCGCCCACGAUACCUGUAGCCCGCUCCGCCUCAGAAACUUACAACCCUGUCCGCGACAAGGCUCUCCCCAUCAGUCCACACGAUGGUCAGAUCGUGCGAGCCCGUUCAGAGGACGCAUAUGCAUCUCCGCAGCAACCGAGGCGCAUGGCAUCUGCGGUGCAGACAGGCUUGCCUCCGCUCCCCCUUGAUCAACUGAUGGACAUGCACAACGUUAACGAACCUCCACCGCCUACGCCCCCAAAGGCAUCUAUCGACUACAGUGAGGCUGGGGGCCACAAGCGGUCUACUUCCAGCACGCGCCCCACCAACAGGGUCAUCCUCUCUCCCACGAUUACUAUGAGCCCCCAGGAGCGCGCGCGACGGAGGAUGGAGGCGCAGAUGAGGCAGCGGCGGGAGGAGGAAGAAGCGCUACGCCAAGAAGAGGCGCGGCAGGCACGCCUCAAAGCAGAGAAGGAGGAGCUGCUGCGACGCGAUGCGGAGGAUGAGCGCCGACGGCGAGCGAUGUUGGAACGUGAUGUACAACAGUCUGUAGCUCUGCGUCGACAAAAGGAGGAGCGAGAGCGUCAGGAGGCAGAGGCGUGGGCGCGGGAAUUGGAGGAGAGGCGACGGGAAGAGAAGGAGAGGCGCCUCGAGCAUGGGCGUCGCGGAGAGGCACUGCGUAGAGAGGAACAGGCACGGUUGGAGGAGGCGGCAAGGAUAGAGGCAGAGGCGAGGAGGCGGACAGAGAGGAAGCGGGCUCAAGCAAAGGCAGACGCACGAAAGCUAAGGAAGCAGAAGAAGGGAAGCCAUGAACUCAUCUUAGGCGGCUGGCUUACAGUCCAGACGGAUCAGACCCCGGUCUGGAAGAGACGUUACUUCCAGCUGACCCCGAGCAGCCUCAAGCUGUACAAGACAGACGAGGACCUGAGUCAGCCCUUGGAUGAGAUAGACCUUGAUGGCCGGGUGCAGGCAGUGCGUGAAUGGCACGAAGGAUUCGAGGAGCUCGAGGCUAUCCCACAUUCAUUUGCUAUCCUCCUUUCAAACGGCCAAGGGAGCAUGUCGAUGUUCACGAAUACAGAUGAUGAAAAGGACACGUUAAUGGGAUUCCUUUCUUCCUCCAUAUGAUGAUAGACUCGUUGGUGUUUCGGAUUACGCAGCUGAGCAUCCCUUUAUGUGUACGAUGUUUGUUUGUACGGAUAUCUCUUCCCACAGAUCGUGUUCUAGCUUGACUAUACCUUGUUAUGUAUUCAUUUACCUUUGAGUGACUCAGAUCAAUACCGAC
Molecule: messenger RNA, 1306 nt
Organism: Heterobasidion irregulare TC 32-1
Lineage: Eukaryota; Fungi; Basidiomycota; Agaricomycetes; Russulales; Bondarzewiaceae
Exons: 4
Coding region: 1-1149 (382 amino acids)
Source: RefSeq, a predicted model, not a curated record